UAAUGAUUCACUUUAUUCUUGUCUUUUGUGAACGUAACAUUUCAUUAUUUUAUAUUAUUACUAGUUAUUAAUAAUGCCUCCAAAAGAUCCAGAAUUAAUUGCUCUUAGAAAAGAACUAGAAGAUUUAAUUGCAAAAUGUCAGCAAGACCAAAAAAGCAAACAAGACAAAACCAUUGAAGAAAUAUCUAAUGGAAUGGCUGAUGUGCCAAAAUGUAAAUUGGUCACUAAGAAAAUGCUCAAAGGACACAUUAAUAAAGUGAACUCUGUCCACUAUAGCGGCGAUAAUAGACAUGCAGUUUCCGGAUCGCUAGACGGCAAACUUAUCAUAUGGGACACAUGGACCGGUAAUAAAGUACAAGUUAUACCAUUACGUUCAGCCUGGGUUAUGUCGGUGGCUUUUGCACCUACGGGCAAUUUUGUCGCUUGUGGGGGGAUGGAUAAUAUGUGCACUGUUUACGAUUUAAAUAAUCGUGACUCGAACGGAGGAGCAAAAAUGGUACGCGAAUUAUUGGGUUACGAGGGCUUUUUGUCGUCGUGUCGAUUUGUCGACGAUAAAACCUUAAUCACCGGAUCUGGAGACAUGAAACUUUGUAUGUGGGACUUAGAAGUUGGUAAGAGGACAAAUGAAGUAGAAGCCGCUCACUGUGGAGACGUCGUUUCUUUAUCAUUGUCAUCUGACCAAAAUACAUUCGUGACGGGCAGCGUGGAUAAGACUUGUAAAUUGUGGGAUCUCAGGGAACUAAAAUGCAAACAAGUGUUUUUCGGACACGAAGCUGACGUGAAUUCUGUUUGUUUUCAUAACAGUGGAUACGGAUUUGCUACAGCUUCGGAGGACAAGUCGGCGCGUUUAUACGACAUUAGGUCUGAUCAACAAAUCGCCAUGUACAAGCCACCAAAUUCCACUUCAGGGUUCACUUCCUGUGGGCUAUCUGUGUCGGGUAGGUUUCUGUUGGCUGGUAGCGACGAUAACUCAAUUCACGUGUGGGACACAAUGAAAGUCCAACACAACGGUACUUUGAAUGGGCACGAGAACAGAGUAACUUCUUUGAGUGUAUCGCCGAAUGGUAUGUCCGUGGUCACAAGUUCCUGGGACAUGAAUGUACGUGUUUGGGUUUAAACAUGGAUAUUAUUAUGUACUUAUGAUUACCUAAAAUAACUUAUGUUAAACUCACCUAAUUAUAGGUAGAUAAAAUAAUAUAAUUAUAGUAUAUUAUAUUAUAGUUAUACUAAAUUAUAUUGGAUUCGUUUAAAUAAUUAAAACUCAAACAAAUGAUGUUUUUUUUUUAAAACAUCGGAAAACUAUAUUAUGUAUAAUUGCAUGCUUAUUCAACGAUAACGCGACCUUAAUACAUUUCAUCAUUAUUUGUCACGCUUUCCAUCCUCUCUACCACCAAUAGUAAAUAAUAUUAAGGUAUUGCGAAAAAAUAAAAUAAAAUCGCUCAUUGUACCUUAUUGUAACUAUAAUUUGUCAGUUUAUAGUGUGUUAAAGUCUUGUUACUAUUACACAGUGUUAUUUUUAUUAAAAUAUUAAACACAAUAAGUAUACAUUAAUUGAAGUAUUAUGUUUUUGAGUUGUAUUAAUUUUUGUUUAUUGAUUACCAUUCAUAUAAAUAUCAUUUAUUUUGGUCAGUAUUAGUUUAUAAUAUUAUACAGAUACAUAUUUAUUCAUUAAGCAUACGUUUUGUCUUAAGAAAAUAAUCAUAAUGUUAAUCGUUAAUUAUUGUUAUUGAUGUAGGUAUAGAUAUUGUAUAUUGUAUUAAGUUGUAACUGCGAUGAGUGCGAUGUAAUACUAACUAUAGUUAUGUACACACCUAACAAUGUAUGUUAAUUCUUUGACCAUCGAUACUUAAUUCCAUUGUAUGAAAUUAUAUUUGUUAUAAACAAUUAACCAUUAUACAAGGUGAUUCUUUUAAAGGUAAAAAUGCAUAUUCUUAAAUAGACAAAUAAUGUUUACAUUUUUGAAAAUAUUGUUAUUUUUUUUCUCUUUAAUAAAACAAGGUCAUAUUUA
Aphis gossypii (cotton aphid) is the source of this 2008-nucleotide messenger RNA. It is a transcript of the gene Gbeta76C, whose product is annotated as guanine nucleotide-binding protein subunit beta-2. The record is from RefSeq and is a predicted model, not a curated record. Lineage: Eukaryota; Metazoa; Arthropoda; Insecta; Hemiptera; Aphididae. Gene Ontology annotation, biological process: G protein-coupled receptor signaling pathway. The transcript has 7 exons. Gene Ontology annotation, cellular component: cytoplasm; heterotrimeric G-protein complex. Gene Ontology annotation, molecular function: signaling receptor complex adaptor activity; protein binding. The coding region runs from base 74 to 1117 and encodes 347 amino acids.